Molecule: messenger RNA, 1970 nt
Organism: Exaiptasia diaphana
Lineage: Eukaryota; Metazoa; Cnidaria; Anthozoa; Actiniaria; Aiptasiidae
Product: betaine--homocysteine S-methyltransferase 1
Exons: 9
Coding region: 143-1354 (403 amino acids)
Molecular function (GO): zinc ion binding; betaine-homocysteine S-methyltransferase activity
Source: RefSeq, a predicted model, not a curated record
AAAGCAAGUAACGAAUAGACGUGACUAGCGUGCAUUAUCGAGACGGCGCUGAAAAACCACUGCAACAACAGAGGAUUACUCUGCCCUUGAAGUCGAAUUUCAGAUCUGCUGAGGUCUACAAGAGCUCAACUGACUAUUGAAUAUGUCUAAGAAACGAGGUCUUUUAGAGCGCUUGGAAGCAGGGGAGGUCGUCGUUGGAGACGGGGGGUUCCUAUUUUGUAUGGAAAGGCGUGGAUAUGUGAAAGCGGGGCCAUGGACCCCAGAAGCAACAGUGGAAAAUCCUGAAGCUGUCCGUCAACUUCAUCGUGAGUUCCUCCGUGCGGGAGCUGACGUCAUGCAGACGUUUACGUUUUACGCAAGCGAUGACAAGCUGAAAAAUAGAGGCAAUGACGCAUCKCAGAAGAUUGGGUGUGAAGCUGUCAAUCAAGCUGCGUGUGACCUAGCCAGGGAAGUAGCUAAUGAGGGUGAUGCUCUGGUCGCCGGUAAUAUUUGCAACUUGCCAUCCUAUCUUUCUGGUGGAAGCAAAGAAGAAUGCCAAGCACAGUUCAAGAAACAGCUUGAAGUGUUUAUCAAAAACGAUGUGGAUUUUUUGAUUGGGGAGCUAUUCUUACACGUGGAAGAGGCRGAAUGGGCCAUUGAGGUCAUGAAAGAGACUGGAAAGCCCGUAGUGUGUUGCUUGACUAUUGCGUCAUCAGGAGAUUUCAAUGACGUCAGCGUUAAGGAUUGUACGCUGCGUAUUGCUAGGGCAGGUGCUGAUGUUAUUGGUGUCAACUGCUACUUUGAUCCUGAUGUGUGUUUGCAAACCAUCCGUAUYAUGAAAGAGGCGCUUGACGAGGCGGGAAUCAAGAAGCACUUGAUCACGCAGCCGAUUGGCUAUAAGACUCCAGAGUGCAUGGAUGGGAAAUCGAAAUUGGGAAUGACUGGGCUAGACGAGUUCCCAUUAGCUCUAGAAACACGGCUGCUUACUCGCUGGGAUUGCCACAAGUACGCUCGCGAGGCCUACGAGAUUGGUGUUCGUUACAUUGGUGCGUGCUGUGGCAUGGAGCCUUAUCACGUGAGGGCKAUUGCUGAAGAGCUUGCCAACGAAAGAGGGAAAUUCCCUGCAGGCAGCGAGAAACAUUGUCCGUGGGGCGAGGCACUAAAGCAACAUAAUUAUCCAUGGGUCAGAACAAGAUCAACUCGAUCUUUCUGGGAGAACCUCCAACCAACAAGCGGCCGACCCUAUGCAUCAAGCCUGAGAAAGUUUGAUCCCGUGUUUUCCUUGAAUACGGGGCAUUCAGAUAUGAAACAAUACAGUGAAAUGACCACCGAAGAAGAAAUGAAGAGUUUGCGCAGAAGAGUCAACAAACCCUGAUAUUKUGGUCUUUGCCCAGACAAGAAAUAUCACAACGCACAGUGGGAAUGGCAAAAAAUGUCAAAAGUCCUUGAUUUCUAAAUAAAAUAUGAAGUGAUUUUUCAAAUAUACAUUUUGUAGAUAAAUAAAUGAUGGAAGAKUCUUUUAAGGUUUAUAAUACUUUAUUUGACAUUUUCAUCAAACAAUAACUAAAAAUGCAUGCCUCUUAUAUUUUAUAUAGCUUAAAAUUUCCUUUAACUUYAAGUUAUUUACUGCCAAAUACGUUCCAUGUUUAUUUCAGUUUCAGGUACAGAUUAAGACGAGCAGAAACUGCUGUAAUAUUAUUCAGGGCGAAUUAAACUGAGCUGCAACAAUUAUAGAACCAAAUAUAUCAUUAUUUUUACAGGUAUUCCUUCAAAGCAUCGUAGAUUUCUUCUGCAUGACUGUUACUUAUGGAAACUUAGCAAAAAGAUUCUAAUCGUCAAAGUGUUCAYCAUGAUCUUGAAUAAUGUAUUUCGAAUCAUGAAACUAACCCCUAUCUGAUCAUGUUUUUAAAGUGUUGUCUAUAACAAUMCCGAUCGCAUGAAACGUUUUGGGAUUGUAUUUUAAUAAAAAUAUAAAUAAAAAUAUAAAUGAC